Messenger RNA from Magallana angulata, 1101 nucleotides. RefSeq lists its product as uncharacterized. The record is from RefSeq and is a predicted model, not a curated record. The coding region runs from base 24 to 731 and encodes 235 amino acids. Lineage: Eukaryota; Metazoa; Mollusca; Bivalvia; Ostreida; Ostreidae. The transcript is spliced from 3 exons.
UGAAAUUGCGUCUGAUUCCAAAUAUGGCUAUCUUAUGGAUGUCUCUGCUCUUAUCAUACAUUUUUGUCUCAAGUGAUGCUAGCUAUUUCAAUGGUCGACCAGGAAAUGACGAAUUUGCAAUUUUUGCAGAUAUAGCACCUUCCGAAUCUUGUUCUGCAAUAGGACAAAUUGACACCUUGCUACAGUGUUUUAAAGAAUGUCUAGGGGCGUUUCGUACUUUUUACAUGUUUUCUAGAGAUUCCGUGACGCUAUCGUGUUUAUGUUGUAAGGACCCUCCAAGUUUUUCACUUCCGGGAAACGCAUGGAACACCUAUAUACCACCACCGUGCCCACAAAGCUAUUAUGAGUACGUAUACGGGCAUUUGGACAUUUGUCUCCGUUUUGUCUCGGAUCCGCAGAAGUAUCCAAUGGCAACAUCCACCUGCCAGCAAGACGGCGGGGAUCUUAUAAAAAUUGAUUCUCAGAGAAAGUUCGAAAUUUUUCAGCAGUUUGUUGCCAAUACAACAAAUGCGACAAUUGAGAUUUGGGUGCAGGGUAUCCGAAUAAACUAUGCUUGGUUCUAUCAUGACGGAACACCGAUGAAGUUCACCUGUUUGGUGAGCGAGAGUAAUCAUACAUCCGAAACAAGAAUGCGCUCUGUGAGUGAGAAGAACUUCGGAUGCUUUGAUAUUACUCCAUGGGGGCCGAAAAUGUUCGUUUGUGAAAUAUAUAGAGUAUUUAAUGGGUUUUAGACUUUUCAUCUUGGAAAAAAAACUCAUGCUAAAUGCUUUUAAAAAGUAUUAUUACGUCUUGUGCUUAAAAAAGGGACUGACAAAUCUUUAGCUAAUUGCAAAUUUGCUGUGAUAAGAACCUUGAUUACUAGUGAGCAUCCUUUUUAGGUAACCUGGGUAAAAUCAGGUGACCUAUUGCUUUCUGUUUUCGUCCGUGGUCGUAGUGCGUCGUGCUACGUGCAUUAAAAUUUUUACAUUUUUUAAUCAAUCUUCUUGAAAACUGCUGGGCCAAUUACCAUUUUUAAUGCGAGACAUCUCUAUGGUAAGAGGAAACUAAAUUGUGAGAUUCAUGACUCUACCACCCCUGGAGCACCACAUGCGGGGUCAAAUA